Molecule: messenger RNA, 249 nt
Organism: Monoraphidium neglectum
Lineage: Eukaryota; Viridiplantae; Chlorophyta; Chlorophyceae; Sphaeropleales; Selenastraceae
Exons: 2
Coding region: 1-249 (82 amino acids)
Source: RefSeq, a predicted model, not a curated record
AUGGCCCCCGGCCUGGCGGACUGCCCCAACGCGGUGAUUGUGCCCCACAUUGCCAGCGCGAGCAUGUGGACGCGCAGCGGCAUGGCCACCCUGGCAGCGGCCAACGUGGCCGGCGUGCUGCAGGGCUACGGCGCAUGGACCAAGCCCAACGACAUCACCCCCUUCCUGGACGGCCCCAUCCCCUCCCUGCCGCGCGCCGCCCCCAGCAUCGUCAACGCAAAGGAGAUUGGCCUGCCCGCGGCGACGUGA